This is a messenger RNA of Ambispora leptoticha, 702 nucleotides long. The record is from the annotation of a GenBank genome assembly. Lineage: Eukaryota; Fungi; Glomeromycota; Glomeromycetes; Archaeosporales; Ambisporaceae.
AUGAGAUCAAUCGCACCAAGUAAGAAAGGAUACACAAUGCCAGAAGUCAAAGUUCGGUUUCCGCCAGAAAUUACACCGAUGAAUCUCAUUGAGAAAGCCAUUGCAAAAUUAAAAACCAGCGGACAAACAUCACGAAUCCCCAAUGCGUUCAUUGCCUACCGCAUGGCAUUUUGCAAGGAACUUCACUUUAUUAAACAUCCGGUAGUAACACAGCCACAACUAUCGGCAUUGGUCAAACAAUCAUGGCUCAAAGAAGAAGAACAUGUUCGACGAGAGUAUCAACGCAUUGCAAAGGAGGCCAAAGACUUGUACAUACAAGUUUGUCACGAACAAAGUCCACUUUUUGUCACAAGUGAAUAUCAAAAUACUUUUUCAAUUGAUGACGAAGAUUUUUCUUCCAACACGAAGAAUGAUUCGGGCGCAUUAGAAUUUGUGUUUUCGAAUUCAAGUAGUUUGAAUGACUCCACCAAUUUUGAACUUUUUAAUGAAUUACAAGAAAACGUCUCUGCAUCCACUACUCCAAACCUUACAAACAUAUUCAAUACUGAUUCCCCGAUAUUAAAAAAUGACAAUUACUUUCCCGUAGAUAUUGUAGACAUUGUAGAAGCGUGCAUAGAUCAUAUACCUACCUUAACAAACUUAAAUGAUGCGACGCUUACCGCAUUUGAACGAGGCGAGUUCAAAAUGUAUCUGUAUGGUUGA